AGAGGUUUAAUAUCUGGGUGAAUGUUGGGGACCCCACCCGUCCUGAGUCAGAGGACAAGGGAGAGGAACUGAUGCUCUUUUUGUGUGAUUUCUGAGUGAAGAUGAAUUUAGCAGAGAUUUGCGAUAAUGCCAAAAAAGGAAGAGAAUAUGCACUCCUUGGGAAUUAUGACUCUUCUAUGGUAUAUUACCAGGGUGUCAUCCAGCAAAUCCAGAGACACUGUCAGUCGAUCAGGGAUCCAGCAAUUAAGGGCAAAUGGCAACAGGUCCGACAAGAAUUAGUUGAAGAAUAUGAACAAGUGAAGAGCAUUGUCAACACUUUAGAGAGUUUUAAAAUGGACAGACCUGCAGAUAUCCCUGUAUCCUGUCAAGAUGAGCCUUUUAGAGAUCCCGCUGUUUGGCCCCCUCCUGUUCCAGCUGAACACAGGGCUCCACCUCAGAUAAAACGUCCCAACCGAGAAGUAAAACCUUUGAGGAAGGAAUCACCAGGACUGCAGCCCCGUGGGCCUGCGGGCAGAGCACACGCCGUGUCCAAGGGUGAGAAGUCUGCAGGCAGCCGCGAAAGGGAAUCUAGAGCUAGAGGAAGAGACGACAAGGUNAAGAAAAUACCCCAGGAAGUUGGUGAUGGGGAAAUUCCAAAAUUUGAUGGAGCAGGUUACGACAAAGACUUGAUCGAAGCUCUUGAAAGGGACAUUGUAUCAAGGAAUCCAAGCAUUCAUUGGGAUGACAUAGCGGAUUUGGAAGAAGCCAAGAAAUUAUUAAGAGAAGCUGUCGUUCUUCCAAUGUGGAUGCCUGAUUUUUUCAAAGGGAUCAGAAGACCUUGGAAGGGCGUGCUGAUGGUUGGUCCUCCUGGUACUGGCAAAACAAUGCUAGCAAAAGCUGUUGCUACAGAAUGUGGAACAACAUUCUUCAAUGUGUCUUCCUCUACCCUGACAUCUAAAUACAGAGGCGAGUCUGAGAAGCUGGUCCGCCUCUUGUUUGAAAUGGCGAGGUUUUAUGCUCCAACAACAAUCUUCAUUGAUGAGAUAGAUUCCAUCUGCAGCCGCAGAGGCACGUCCGACGAACACGAGGCGAGUCGCAGAGUCAAGUCAGAGCUGCUUGUGCAAAUGGACGGGGUAGGUGGUGCUCUGGAAAAUGAUGACCCUUCCAAGAUGGUUAUGGUAUUAGCAGCUACAAAUUUUCCCUGGGAUAUCGAUGAAGCUCUCCGACGGAGGCUGGAGAAGAGGAUUUAUAUACCUUUGCCCACAGCAAAAGGCAGAGCAGAACUACUUAAAAUUAAUCUUCGGGAAGUAGAACUGGAUCCUGAUAUCAGCCUUGAAGAAAUUGCUGAGAAGAUUGAAGGCUAUUCUGGUGCUGACAUCACUAAUGUUUGCAGGGAUGCCUCUCUAAUGGCAAUGAGACGACGUAUUAACGGUUUAACUCCAGAAGAGAUUCGUGCACUUUCUAAAGAGGAGCUUCAGAUGCCGGUUACCAAGGGGGACUUUGAGCUGGCUCUGAAGAAAAUCUCCAAAUCCGUUUCUGCUGCAGACCUGGAGAAGUAUGAAAAAUGGAUGGUGGAGUUUGGAUCUGCUUAAUCUCAGUGACAGCUCUCCUUUGCUAGAGUUUUAUGGCUUUUGUUGUUUUCAUUUGCAAAAUGAGUUAGAAAUCUUUUUAAAGGUUUAAUAAAAGGUCUGCUGCUGCUCCCAUCCCACCCCCUUCGGGUGACAAGAUCUUUUGCCUUUAAAGGGAAUGAACACAAUAAUGAGCUGAUACUGUAAAAUAUAUUUUAUCUCUAAAGAAGUAAGAUAAGACAAAAAGGGAAGGGAAAAAAUAUACUGUGAGGAUAAUCUUUUACUUUUCCAAUGAAGAACAGUGUUACUUAACCUCCUCAUCGUCAUCUUUCAUGGCUGGAAUCAAUCAAUCAGCUGGGGGAUGUGACUCCAGAGGAGCUAACGAGGGCUCGCUGUACCCCCUGCCCUUAUGUGCUUCAUUUCUGUUGAGCUGCUGACUCUGCCUCCCUUGAGCAUGGCAUCACAGUUACUGUUCUCUCUCUCUCUGCUCGGAUAUUCAGAGCAAAGCCUGUGGAUUAAUUGGCAUUACACAGAGGAAACGAGGAUCAGUUUUCCAUCAAGACAUGGGCUCAGCUCUUCUCUCAUGUGCACCCAUUUGGGAAUCGGUGUCACUUUAGACUGGAUUGAUGUUACCUGUGAUGAUUUCUGAUGGAAAUGAGACGAAAAGUAAAGGGCCUUGGUUGCUCACAGAUUGGUUUAUGUUUGAUCUCUAAAACUUAGUUUGUAGCAGUUUGACCAGUAGACACUUUGACUUAAAUUACAUUUUGCACUUUUAUGUUUAUGUAUUAUCCUAUACUUUGUCUGUGCUGUCUAGAUAUUAUUGUUUUUAUUUAAGUACCAAGAGUUUAAUACAGUAAAGGUACUAAUAUCAAGGCUGUCUUUAAAACACAUAGCUGUGGACCUCCACUUCUUCUGAUUAGACAUGAACUCUUUCCUAGCUUUACUAGGCAGUGGAAUUUGCACCUGUUUAUGUUGUGGAACUGUUUGUGCGUAAUAUUUUUUUAAUGAAGAUUUGUUAAAAAUGUAUAAAUGUUAUUGAUUUAAUCUGUACAAUUUCAUUUAUGUUCUUAUCUGUUUCUUCCCUUCCCACAUACAGGUGCAGGGAUGAGAAUGGUUGGGUUAUAAACUCUAUCAUGAGAAAUCCUCUCUAGAG
Molecule: messenger RNA, 2700 nt
Organism: Egretta garzetta (little egret)
Lineage: Eukaryota; Metazoa; Chordata; Aves; Pelecaniformes; Ardeidae
Gene: KATNAL1
Product: katanin catalytic subunit A1 like 1
Exons: 11
Coding region: 102-1571 (489 amino acids)
Biological process (GO): microtubule severing
Cellular component (GO): microtubule cytoskeleton; microtubule
Molecular function (GO): ATP binding; microtubule severing ATPase activity; microtubule binding
Source: RefSeq, a predicted model, not a curated record